UGGAUAGUGCAAGCAAACGCCUGGGGGCUCCUCUUCCUCUUCCUCUUCCUCCUCCUCCUCGGCGUCACCUGUCCCCGUGACACCUGGCGGGCGGCGCGUGGCGCAUGCGCGCUCCCGGGCGGCCGUGGCCUCCCCCCGCAAGGCAGAAGGAAGGUCGAGAGGAGGAUUCGGAGGAGAAACCGGCACCGGCACCGGCAGCGGCGAGGAUGCCUCGCGCGUUCCUGGUGAAGAGCAAGAGGGCGCACACUUACCGCCGGCCGCGAGCGCCGCACGACUGCGCAGGUCCGCGGAGUGAUGGUGGCCGGUGUCCCCCGCAGGAGGCACCGGAGACCGCGGAGCCGUCGCCUCCGGCCCCGAACGAGGCCGCGUCCUCUCGCACGUCCCCGGUGAGCUGCGCGCCCGACCCGGCGCCGGAGUGCGAAGGCUUGUGGAGGCCGCCGUCGCCGUCUGCUUCGCCCGUGGAUUCGCUGAAAUCUUUCUCCCCUUUGGCGGACGACGCGCCGGGCCUCUCGGUUCCCUUCCGGCCGUACGACUGGUGCGGCUACCCGCCGCCCGCCUUUCACGGCUUCUACCCCGGCCCGGCCCCGUCCGCGCACGGCUUCUACGCGGAGCACUCGCUCGGCCGCCACGCCGCCGCCUCGCUGCUCUUCCACGACGGGGGGCCCCCGCACGCCCGCCGCCGCGAGGCCCCGCCGGAUGUCGCGUGCGCCGGUCUGCUGCUCGACGGCGCCUACAAGUGUGUCAAGUGCGGCAAGGUCUUCUCCACGCCGCACGGCCUGGAGGUGCACGUCCGCCGCUCCCACAGCGGCACCAGACCGUUCGCGUGUCCCAUCUGCAGCAAAACCUUCGGCCACGGCGUCAGUCUGGAGCAGCACAAGGCCGUCCACUCGCAGGAGAGAAGCUUCGACUGCAAGAUCUGCGGCAAGAGCUUCAAGCGCUCGUCCACGCUGUCCACGCACCUUCUGAUCCACUCGGACACGCGGCCCUACGCCUGCCAGUACUGCGGCAAGCGCUUCCACCAGAAGUCGGACAUGAAGAAGCACACCUUCAUCCACACGGGCGAGAAGCCGCACAAGUGUCAGGUGUGCGGGAAGGCCUUCAGCCAGAGCUCCAACCUCAUCACGCACAGUCGCAAACACAGCGGCUACAAGCCCUUCGCGUGCCACCUCUGCAGCAAAGGAUUCCAGAGGAAGGUGGACCUGCGAAGGCACAAGGACACGCAGCACGGGAUCAAGUGACGGCCACGCGCAAGCAAAACUUUGCUUCCGACCCGCCUCCCGUCUUCCGUCGUGGGACAAAAUAUGGACGGACGGGUGUGUCCUGAUACGCAAAUACGAAUAUCGUCGCUAUCUGAUGGACGAAAACAAGUCAAACAUCGAGGCUGGUAUCGAUAUCGAUAUCGCAAUGGAAGUAAAAUACAGGUUGGUAUCACUGAUACAGAUAUUGAUAUCGAUGCUUUCAAAAACUUGUUGAGUAAACGGAGAGUAACAAUAGACGUUUCAAAAGUACUGAUAUGGCAACGUCUCAUAUGGGCGAUACCACAUAUGUCCUUAUCGUAAAAAAGUCAAAGAGUUUGUUUUUAUUUCAUUUCUUCAGACUUCAUGCGCUCAUCGAGCCAUUGCAGCUGCAUCGCGGCUGUUUCGAUCUCUGUAACGUCUUGGCAAAAUGUGGUCAUGUCGUCGUACGAGCCGAUUCCCACCUCGUCAAAAGAGAAUCAUUCAUCAUUUAGUUUUAUUAAGAAACGUUAAGCACGCGUGCAAAAAAAAAAAAAAAAAAAAGAAAAAGAUCGCAAUCUUUUCUGUUUGUUGUCACUUGACCUCUGAAGUCAUGCUGGCAAAACAUCAAGUCAGAUUGGAGGAUUUCUUCUUCUUCCCUUUCUCACCAUUCAGCAGCUGUUUGUUUAUUAAAAAUGUUUUAUUUUUUUUGCCCUUUUGGACUGGUUUGACCAAACACAAUAAAUGUGAAAUGUGAUGAUGAUGAUUUAAUAAAAAACAAAUAU
This is a messenger RNA of Phycodurus eques (leafy seadragon), 1999 nucleotides long. Its product is annotated as zinc finger protein Gfi-1-like. Gene Ontology annotation, cellular component: nucleus. Bases 105 to 1238 code for a protein of 377 amino acids. The transcript has 5 exons. Lineage: Eukaryota; Metazoa; Chordata; Actinopteri; Syngnathiformes; Syngnathidae. The record is from RefSeq and is a predicted model, not a curated record.